Molecule: messenger RNA, 2446 nt
Organism: Diprion similis
Lineage: Eukaryota; Metazoa; Arthropoda; Insecta; Hymenoptera; Diprionidae
Product: octopamine receptor beta-1R-like
Exons: 4
Coding region: 780-2066 (428 amino acids)
Biological process (GO): adenylate cyclase-activating adrenergic receptor signaling pathway
Cellular component (GO): membrane
Molecular function (GO): octopamine receptor activity
Source: RefSeq, a predicted model, not a curated record
AGAAAGGAUUAGGAGGUACGGAAAGUAAUCAGGUUAAAAAUGAUAGAGAGAGAGAGACAGAAAAAGAAAAAGUUAACGAUUGAAUGAACGAAAUAUGUUCAAAUGAACCGUUGAACGGUGAUUAUUUAUACAGAUCCGAUAUAAAAGGGAAAUAAAAGUAAACCAGCCUCUGUGCCGGAGAUAGAAAGAGAGAGAGAGAGAUAGAGAGAGAAAGAGGAGAAAAACGUAUAAGGGUAAUGAAAUGCGAAUAUCUUCAUCCCUUUGGCGAGAACGCACCGAGUAUAUAGCGGAUAUAUUGGCGGAUGGAUGGAUGGACGGAUGGAGGGGGAGGGGAGGACCGUUGGAUCAUGCCACUCGACAAAGCCAAGGGGGACAUUGCGAGAUGCGAGGAAGUCGAAGCGUGACGGGAACUUCACCAGGCCUCCAGGCAACCAAACAAACAUGAAGAACGUCCCAAACCAGAGAAAGGAGUCUCGAGUUGUCGCGCCUCGAUCCAUCAGUUUAGAUUUUUAAUCCAGACAGUAUUUUCGCCCGGUUUGCUUGAUGCUAAAAUUUGGAUUUGAGAACGUUAAACCGACGAUGAAGAGCAAAGGAGAAGAAUAGAGGUUACGGGUAUAAUGCAGUGCAAAUCGACGAGGAAACGAUGAUACGGCCAAACCUUGAUCAAGUCAAAACCCACGCGAGAUUCGACACUCGUCUGGUGGUAAAAUCGAGAAAGAAAAGGACGGUUCGUACCUUGGCUUGUGACUGAUCACAGUUGGCUAGUCCGGCGAUAAGACAUGGAGUACAACGAAACGCUGGACUCCAAGGAAGAAUUCAACUCGACGAACGCGUCGACGGUUAUGACGACAAUCCUGAGCGGAGAGUAUGGGUCGUACAAUGACUCGACGGAUGUGGUGAGGGAGAACGAAGAGAUCGAGCACGUUCUGCUGCAGGUGGUUAAGGCCUCCAUAAUGGGUUUCAUAAUCCUCUGCGCCCUCUUCGGCAACCUGUUGGUCAUAGUGUCGGUGAUGCGACACCGUAAACUGCGCGUGAUAACGAACUACUUCGUGGUGUCGUUGGCGCUUGCUGACAUGCUGGUUGCGAUAUUCGCGAUGACGUUCAACGCGAGCGUCGAGUUGUCCGGGCGAUGGCUCUUUGGUUACUUCAUGUGCGACGUGUGGAACUCGCUCGACGUAUUCUUCAGCACCGUGUCGAUCCUCCACCUCUGCUGCAUCAGCGUAGAUCGCUACUACGCCAUCGUUCAACCCCUCGACUAUCCUUUGAUCAUGACUAACCUCAGACUCGGUACGAUGCUCAGCGUAGUUUGGUGCUCGCCGGCGGUCGUCAGCUUCGUGCCGAUAUUUGCCGGCUGGUAUACGACACCCGAACACCUUCAAUACCGCUCCAAUUAUCCGGAUGUUUGUGUAUUUCACGUUAAUCAAUUCUACGCGGUCGUCAGCUCCAGUGUAAGUUUCUGGGUACCCGGCAUUAUCAUGAUCGCGAUGUACUACAAGAUCUAUCAGGAGGCCGAUCGUCAGGAACGAAUGCUUUACAGGAGUAAAGUUGCGGCCGCCCUUUUGAACAAGCAUCUUCAAAUAAACGGGAUUUCAGCUGGAUUGACCUCCCUGCCAACAGUUGGACAGUCAUCGCCCGAACCUGCGCCGGAAGAUCCACCGAUAGCGAGUAGCAGCAAAAUGAAAAGGGAACGAAAGGCUGCGAGGACUCUCGGCAUUAUAAUGUCGGCAUUUUUGGCCUGCUGGCUUCCGUUUUUUCUUUGGUACCUGAUAACGGCCCUCUGCGAUACGUGCCAAAGUGGCAACAUUGUUGUGGCAGCAGUGUUCUGGGUCGGUUACUUCAACAGCGCCCUGAACCCGUUGAUCUACGCAUAUUUCAACCGCGAGUUCAGGGCAGCGUUUAGAAAAACGUUGGAGAGUUGCUGCUCGGCAUUCAGUCCAGUAAAAGAUAUCGGCAACAGAAAUCGGAAGCAGGAUUUGGUCCACAGCAACGCAUCCUCUGAACUCCACGUAAACAACCAAUUGAGAACAAGCGAACUCACCAACGUUCACAUUGAAGCUUGCAUAUAAUUCUAUAUUUACAAUAGAUAUGUAAAAAUCGGAAAACGAUAUUCAAUUUUAAUUUUACGAAUUCGUCUGUCUUUGUUCACUUUUGUUUUUCUGCAAUCGAAUCUAUUUGUUCGGGUUAUUUGUCAUAAAUUUCAUACAGCUAAUUCAAAGCAAAGCAAAAUAAAUUCGCCUGCAUUUAUGCAGUUCAGGGUACACUUUGACGGAUGCGUGCCUGAAUUUCGGCAACUGAGAUUACACAUUACCGAUCGCUCUCGUUCUUGACACGAUUGGCCGACUCUUCGCUAAUUUCUCCAAUCGUGAUCCAUGAGACAAAUGCCGAUCGUUGAUAUGUAUGUAUGUACUCUCAGUUGCCGAAAUACAGGCGCACAUCGCCAUGAUGU